AUGGGCUUCGGCGACUUCCAGACGAUAUGCGAAAAGGCACCGAUACCACUAUGCGCGCUUGUCGGCCACCAGGAGAUCAACGAUGGCGUGGGCAUCCAGACAGAGUGCUAUGCGCGCACCAUUGAGAUUGCGAAUACCCUCAUUUUCGAGGCGGCGAAUGACUUUAUGCACAUUUUGGCCAUGAUUAUGACCGUCGUCAUGAUUAUCCAUGUGCGCUCCAAGUUCACAGCUGUCGGCCGCAAGGAAAUCACAUCCUUCUUCUACAUCUACCUCCUUUUGACCAUCAUAUCGCUCGUCCUCGACGCCGGUGUCGCUGCUCCUGGUUCUGCCGCCUACCCGUACUUCGCCGCCGCCCAGAAUGGCCUCGUCUCCGCGCUAUGCACCUGUCUGCUCAUCAACGGCUUCGUCGGCUUCCAACUUUACGAGGAUGGCACUACACUCUCCGUCUGGCUCCUACGCCUCUCUUCGCUGGCCAUGUUCAUCGUCGGCGGUGCCGUGAACCUCCUGACAUUCAAGGGCUGGGCUGGACUGGAACCCGGCAACCCCGUCGGCAUCUUUGUCGUUACCUACAUCGUCAACGCCAUCUGCCUCUUCGUAUACACCGUCAGCCAGAUCAUCUUGGUUGUUGGAACAUUGGAGGACCGCUGGCCACUUGGUGAUAUCUCCUUCGGCAUCUUCUUCUUUGUCAUCGGCCAGGUCAUUCUAUACGUCUUCAGCGAUACCAUCUGCGACCAGGUCCAACACUACAUCGACGGCCUCUUCUUCGCAACUAUUUGCAACCUGCUUGCUGUCAUGAUGGUCUACAAGUACUGGGACUCCAUCACUCGCGAAGAUCUCGAAUUCUCCGUCGGCGUCAAGCAGCACAACUGGGAGGUCAAGGAGCCUUUCCUCGAGGAGGACCAAAAGCGCGGCACCAUGUACCAGGACUCCGACUACGACGCACCAUCGCUAUACCAACAACCGUACACGCGCAACUCGCACUACUCUGCUGUCGGCCACUAG
Messenger RNA from Alternaria novae-zelandiae, 1002 nucleotides. RefSeq names its product Chitin synthase, class 7 (gene CHS7). Gene Ontology annotation, biological process: protein folding. The transcript has 3 exons. Lineage: Eukaryota; Fungi; Ascomycota; Dothideomycetes; Pleosporales; Pleosporaceae. The coding region runs from base 1 to 1002 and encodes 333 amino acids. Gene Ontology annotation, cellular component: endoplasmic reticulum membrane. The record is from RefSeq and is a predicted model, not a curated record.